This is a messenger RNA of Pipistrellus kuhlii (Kuhl's pipistrelle), 1572 nucleotides long. It is a transcript of the gene GDPD4, whose product is annotated as glycerophosphodiester phosphodiesterase domain containing 4. The record is from RefSeq and is a predicted model, not a curated record. Gene Ontology annotation, cellular component: membrane. The transcript is spliced from 13 exons. Gene Ontology annotation, molecular function: glycerophosphodiester phosphodiesterase activity. Gene Ontology annotation, biological process: lipid metabolic process. The coding region runs from base 1 to 1572 and encodes 523 amino acids. NCBI's taxonomy places the organism in Eukaryota, Metazoa, Chordata, Mammalia, Chiroptera, Vespertilionidae.
AUGGGCCCAGGAAUUAUAGCUUCUCUUGUGCAAUAUCAGUAUCUGGUAGUUUACAGAGUUGGCAUGAAGCAGCACCUGGCCCCACAGUCUCCCAGCUCCUGCCAGAGCUGCUUCAGCUUCUCCAUGUCUUUGGCCAGGGUUAUUUAUCUACUUACAGGAUACUGGUACUUCUGGGCCAUUCUUUUGCUGAGUUUAUUUGGAAUCCUUGUUGCCUACACUUCAUUGCUAUUGAUACUUGGAGUUUUGUUGAUUUGGGAAGGUUAUGAACCAUACCUGUUCUUGUGUCAUAAGAUCCUGGUCAUACUAGCGGUUUUGGUAUGCACAUUUUUUCUGACGAUUUUAUGCGUUUUCUGGAAUGACAGGUGGCUGACAUUGGGGCUCUCACUGAAGGUCUUUGCUCCCCAUAUGCAUCUGACGAUGAUAACUCUGAUGGUUUUCCUUUCCUGGCCUGUGGCCUACUACUUGAUCCAUUUGGAACAAGAAGUUGCACAAGUGGUUAUUGGACUGCCUUUUUUUAUUAUCCUUUUAUUUCUGUUUGUGGUGCCAUGGGGAUUUUAUUCUCCCUGCGUUGAGAAUGAGAAUAAAUUGGGACCCAAGCCGAGCCUCUUUGGACAUAGAGGUGCACCCAUGCUGGCACCGGAGAACACCAUGAUGGCCUUUGAGAAAGCUGUUGAACACGGGGCCUUUGGGCUGGAGACUGAUGUAGUCUUAAGUAUUGAUGAGGUGCCUUUUCUCAUGCAUGACAAUAACUUAAGAAGAACAACCAAUAUCAGGGAUGUCAGGCCAAAUGAAUCCUAUUCAUCAAGUUCCUCCUUCUAUUGGGAUUUCCUGUCAACUCUGAAUGCUGGCGAAUGGUUUGUAAAUUCAUGGAGGAAGCCAUUUUACAAUAUGAAACCCUUAUCAGAGGCUGAUAAAGAAAAGGCAAAAAAUCAAAGGAUUCCAAAACUAAGUGAUUAUUUGGAAAUUGCACGGAAGACAAAUAACUAUGUGAUAUUUGAUAUUAAUGGCCCUCCACCAAAACAUCCUCUCAGAAAUACAUACAUACGUCGUGUAGUAGAUGUGAUCCUUGACUCUAAAAUUGAGCACCGUUUGGUUUAUUGGUUGCCUGGUUUUGAUAGGAGAUAUGUGAGGUGGAAAGCUCCUAAUUUUCGGCAUGUGGGCCGGUUACAAUCCAUUAAUGUACUUAAAAGAGAGAAUAUCAGUAUAAUAAAUGUUGACUACAAGUGGAUGUUCUACAACAGGUUGAAUGAUUAUAAAGCAGCUAACUUCAUCAUCAACUUAUAUAUCAUCAAUGAGCCUUGGCUCUUCUCACUGGCCUGGUGCUCCAGGAUUAACUCGGUGACCACAGACAACAUUGAGCUCCUGAGGCAGAUAAAUUACCCAUACUACUCCAUGACACCUAAGUACUAUGUGUUCCUGUGGGUUCUCCUGGAUUGUGUUUCUGCAGUUUUCAUUAUCGCCAUAUUUUAUUUUCAUUGGUGGAAAGAGGACCUAAGAGAACAAGUCUUCGAAAGAACCAGCAGUUACACAGGUAAAGUUGGGGGCCUACCUCACUGCUACCCAUUACUCUAG